This is a messenger RNA of Drosophila innubila, 2570 nucleotides long. Its product is annotated as GPI ethanolamine phosphate transferase 1. The transcript has 2 exons. Gene Ontology annotation, cellular component: endoplasmic reticulum membrane. Gene Ontology annotation, molecular function: mannose-ethanolamine phosphotransferase activity. Lineage: Eukaryota; Metazoa; Arthropoda; Insecta; Diptera; Drosophilidae. The record is from RefSeq and is a predicted model, not a curated record. Gene Ontology annotation, biological process: GPI anchor biosynthetic process. The coding region runs from base 16 to 2535 and encodes 839 amino acids.
CGAAUUAAGCUAAUAAUGUGGACUCUGGGCCAAGUGUUUGCAUUGCAGUUUCUGCUGAUGUGCUCAGUUUACGUCAUCUACUUUCAAUCAAACGUCGUUACGCAUUUGGAGCCGCAACCAACGUUGAUGAAACAUGCACCAGCAGAUCGUCUGGUUAUUUUUAUUACCGAUGGACUGAGUGCAAAGUCAUUCUUCGAAGAUCGUUGCAUCAAUGUGCAGGAGCUGAGCAAGAUUUUUAUGCAUCAGGGUCAAGUGGGUAUAAUUCGAACUCUGGGAUCCACCAAUUGCAGGUCGGCACAAGUUGCUCUAUUCUCUGGAUUCUAUGAGAGUCCGUUUUCUGCUUUCGAUUACUGGUCAUCGAAGGCUGUCACGUGCGACACGCUUUUCAAUCGGAGUUCCCUUAGUUAUGCAUGGGGAUCGGCCAAGUUCUUAAAGCACCUUGCGGUCGUCAACAAAAUUAGUGUGCCUUACGAUGUCAUGUCCAUUGCCUCAAAGGAUUCAUACAAAUUGGACGAGUGGACGUUUGAUGAUAUUGACAGGUUUCUGGACAGCGAAUCGAAACAACUGCAGAAUAUUAGGGGACUGGUGAUAGUCGUGCAUCUAGUGGGAUUACUUUUCGCAAAUGGAAUGGACAUGUAUCGGAAGAAUAUCAACUACACGCAGCGUGGCAUUUGGAAGACUUACAAUCGCUUUGAGCAGACAUUUUCCGAUCAACGCACAUCCUAUCUUCUAAUCUCUGAUCAUGGCAUGACGAGCAUGGGUCUCUUUGGAGGAAAAACUAAGGAGGAGAUUGAAACUCCAUUCUUUCUGUGGGGCGCCGGUGUCUCCAACACAAAAUCUAGUCCAGGUCGCACAUUUGUGGCCAACAAAGAAAUGAAACGCCUGCCGCUGAGCAUCAUGGAGCAGAUACAGCUGACACCGUUGAUGAGCACAUUGGUGGGACUGCCGCCGCCUGUCAACAAUCGCGGCCAGAUGCCAUCGGGCGUAUUAAAUGCCAGUGACCGCUAUGAAUCCCAUGCCGUAUUUACCAACGCGCUUCAGCUAGUGGAUCUGGCAAAGCACCGGCUGCAGCAUCAUGAGCGUGGACUGCUAGCCAGCUGUAUGCCCAGCCAUUGGAUGAAUUUACAGCAGCUGGACAAGUUCGUGUAUAGUGGCAAUCUGCUGUGGCAUCAGAGGCGCUUCCUAACGCUGAAUGAGUACAGCAGUAACAUGAUGCCCGUGCUGAUGCAGUGCAUCGAGUACUAUGAAAGCUAUUACCGCAGAGGAUUGCUGGUGGCCAUCACCUUUGGCUUCCUUGGCUGGCAGCAUCAUUUACGCUGCCAGCUGGCAUCACCUCUGCAGGCAUCCAAUACGCGCAGUCCACAGCUAUUGCUGGCCAGGAUGCUAGUGCAUGUAACAAUUCUAUUGAUGAUUAUCUUUCUGCUGCUUCAGCGAGUUCCCUGGGUAAUCAGUGGCUUCCUGUUGCUGCCCGGCUUCAUUUGGAGGUUGGCGCUAAAUGCGCACGAGAGGAGUGAGAAAUUGUCGUCAUGUGUGCCCCUGUUGGUGUCAUUAUGCUGCCUCACAGGCUUUAUUGAUAGACGCCUCAUGGGCCUAUGUUACUUGGUAUUCGCCUUCUACCAGAAUCGAGAGGUCAUCAUGCAACGAUCACUGGAGUCGUAUAUAUGGAUGAUUGUGGUCUGCGCAUUGGCGUCUCUCAGUUGCCUGCCACCGACUCUGGGAUUCCAUCAUCGGGGUUCGUUCAUUGUCAGCAUAAUAUUAACCUUCCUUCAGCCAAUCGCUUUCCUUGGCCCAUCGCUUUCCCGUUCGCACAGAAGGAAUCUAAUUUGUAAUGGACUCGUUAUGCUGCUGGCCUGCAUCCAUGUCUGGUUCAGUGCGCGUCCUCGACUUUUACAUUUGAUGGCCAGGGCGUAUUUGUGCUAUGUGUUUUAUCCACGAUUUAGACAACAGGGCAUUGAGCUCACCAUCUAUAACUUGAGUACGUUAUACACUCUGCUCUGCACAUCCUACGAGGCUGUGGUCAUCCAGGUGUUGACCCUGGAGCUGCAACUGGCGCUGCGAUUGAAGAACAACAAACAAACUGGGAACCAAACAUUGGCUAUGUACAUAUUAAUGUACAGCUUCUAUUCAUUUUUUAUCAUUGGCAACGUUGCAGAUAUUGACCAAUUUCGCAGACUCAUGUCAUAUUCUGGAUUUGGAUUAUAUUCAGCUUUAAUGAAUGCGUUAGUUAUUGCACUCAAGUUGUGUGUUCCGAUGCUUCUGUUGCUUUGCGUCAUUUGCUCCAAAUGUGAGACGGAUUCAACGAAUCGGCGCGAUAUAUUCCACAAGUUGCUGGCCAUGUGCAACGGCAUCGCCGUCAUCUGCCUUUUCCGGGUGCGCAAUACAUUUUGCGAAAUUGCUGUUACACUUUUUCCCUUUAUCUUAGUGCAAUUAUUACCAUUUACAUUGCUGGUACUGAUAAAUUUGGCCAACUUGUUGGUGGGCGACGUUAAACAGCAAUUGUUGGAGAUUCCUAAGUGGAAUGUGCACAAGUGUUGACUUUUAUAACAAAUAAACUUCACUUGUUUCUAAAA